Messenger RNA from Monopterus albus (swamp eel), 1747 nucleotides. It is a transcript of the gene foxd1, whose product is annotated as forkhead box D1. Gene Ontology annotation, molecular function: DNA-binding transcription factor activity, RNA polymerase II-specific; RNA polymerase II cis-regulatory region sequence-specific DNA binding. Bases 272 to 1318 code for a protein of 348 amino acids. NCBI's taxonomy places the organism in Eukaryota, Metazoa, Chordata, Actinopteri, Synbranchiformes, Synbranchidae. The record is from RefSeq and is a predicted model, not a curated record. Gene Ontology annotation, biological process: cell differentiation; regulation of transcription by RNA polymerase II; anatomical structure morphogenesis. The transcript has a single exon.
CCGCACCCUCUGUGAUUCAGGUUUGGUCCUUUUGUGGGUUCCUCGGUAUAUUUCUCAGUCUGGCAUCGACGGGACCGUUCGUUAGUCGGCGAUAAGAAACCCGAAGACGUAUGGGAACAGCGAGAAGACGGGGGGGCUCUCUCACCGGCGGCGACACGUGCUUCUCCCCUCUCCCCCUCCUCGUAUGAGUUUUUGAAGAGGCACGGUAGAGCAGCUUGAGCAUCUCAUCGUCCCCUCAUCUGGCGUUGGAGGGCACAUCCGUGUGAGAGCCAUGACUUUGAGCUCCGAGAUGUCGGAUGCCUCCAUCCUUUCGGAAGAGACCGACAUAGACGUGGUCGGUGAAGGGGAGGAUGGGGACAACCAGACGCGCUCUUAUGUGGACGAGGUGGCGCAGAUGCACGAUGGCAUCCUUCUGGCCGGCUCUCCUCCUCCGUGCCUUGACAACUCCACCUCCUCGAGGGAUACCUACAAGCCUGCGGCCAAGAACACCCUGGUGAAGCCCCCUUAUUCCUACAUCGCCUUAAUCACCAUGGCCAUCCUGCAGAGUCCCAAAAAGAGGCUGACUCUGAGCGAGAUCUGCGACUUCAUCAGCAACCGCUUCCCCUACUACAGGGAGAAGUUCCCGGCCUGGCAGAACUCCAUCAGACACAACUUAUCCCUCAAUGACUGCUUCGUUAAGAUACCGAGGGAGCCCGGGAACCCCGGGAAGGGCAACUACUGGACCCUGGACCCGGAGUCUGCUGAUAUGUUUGACAACGGGAGUUUUCUGAGGCGGAGGAAACGAUUCAAGCGGCAGCAGGCGCAGGACUUGCUGCGAGAGCACAACAGUUUCGUCCCCGCCGGUGCUGCGUAUGGAUACGGACCGUACAGUUGCGGAGGAUACGGGAUCCAGCUCCAGUCUUACCACACGCACUCUGCGCUUUUUGCCUUUCAGCAGCAUCAGCAACAGCACUCGAGGCACUCACAUUCGCACACGGGAACCAUAAUCCCUGCACCGUCUUUGAUGCCUACCACCACGGACUUAGCCAGGAGUAGGUUCUACCCCCAGCUCAGCUCCAGUCUGGGCUCAGCCACCGUGCAGUCUGCAGCCCCGGUGCAGAAGUCCAGCUCUCCGGUGCAGCGGUCUCCCUUCUCCAUAGAGAGCAUCAUCGGAGGGUCUCUGAGCCCCUCCAGGACUCCUCCGGUCGUUGUCCCGGUCUUACCGUCCUCUCUGGGCCCUCCAGCGGCCAGCCAGUCGCAGACCGUCCACCCCGGAGCCGUUUUACACCCAGUUGAAAACUUUCCGAGCAGAGUUGCCAGCGGCACUAGCGGCUGUUAAAUGUCCUAACUACAAACUUUUCAAGAAAGUAAAACAAACAAACAAACAAACUGAAAAAGCAACAAAAACUAAAUAACGCCCCUCUUCGAAGGUAGGAUUAUUUUUGUAUGUUUAUUUGAUAGCACGCAGCUGGAUGAUGGACGUAAAAAUACGCUUUGUGCCUCUAUUCAUGCUGUUUCUAAAUAUAUAUUUAUGUUAAUUUUAUUCGGUGUGAAUCAGACCUUUGACCACGAACUGUCCUUGUAUUUUUCAUAAAGUGAUUCGUUUCAGUCACUGUUUAGGACCCUCUCAGGAUAUCGACUUGAUAAACAGGUUAUAAAUGAUCACGUUUAAAAUAGGAAAACGAUGUAUUUGUGUCAAACACAUUUUCUUAUUAGUUUGGCGAAUCAAAACAUUUUUAAGGUUUUGAUUUGAACUUUGUAUUAAGAG